AUGUCGUACCAGCAGCCUCCCCCCGGGGCUUACUACCCUCCUCCCCAACCCGGAUAUGGCCCUCCUCCGCCUCAGGCCGCCUACCCGCCCAUGCAAUACCAGCAGGCGCCUCCCCCUGAAGAGAAGAAGGACCGCGGCUGUCUGACCGCUUGUCUGAUGACCAUGUGCUGUUGUUUCCUGUGCGAGGAAGCCUGCGAAUGCUGCAUCGAGUGCGCGGAGUGUUUGUGUUGUGGUUGUUAG
Aspergillus puulaauensis is the source of this 240-nucleotide messenger RNA. RefSeq lists its product as uncharacterized. Bases 1 to 240 code for a protein of 79 amino acids. NCBI's taxonomy places the organism in Eukaryota, Fungi, Ascomycota, Eurotiomycetes, Eurotiales, Aspergillaceae. The transcript is spliced from 3 exons. The record is from RefSeq and is a predicted model, not a curated record.